AUGUUUUCCGAAGCUACGAAAAAUUACUUUGGUACACCUUCUGAACUCCCUCCACAGUUCCGUGCCUGUUUAGAAGCAGCCUCAGGCGCCUCAGCCACUGGACUUGCCAAUGUCGGAACUUCAAGUGCGGGAUCUUUUCUGAACAACGUCGUCGUAGAUGCAAAGGCCACGACUGGCGAUGGUCCUCACGCUCGCGCUGGCAAAGAGCGUGCAAGUAGUCGCGUGCAUACAUAUCAUGACCUUGGCGUGGUGUUUCAGAUGGCGGACCAAACCGAGACGGCGGAUCCGACAAGGUCUCCGGGUGUUCUUGAUCCUGGAGGUAACGUGCCCGAAGGCCUACUACUAGCGACGCAGCUGCACAAGGGAGCUCACAGCGAAAACUCGCAACUUGCUGCUUCAUCGCGCAGCACCGGAUUGCGUGUAGUGAUUCCGAAAGAAGUCGGCACGAGGACGCCAGAGAGGGUCAGCACACCCCCUCCUACGCCCGCGUUUGUUGACUGGGCGGUCUCGAUGCGAGGCGGGCAGCGCCGACCUAUAGCGCAGGAGGAAGGAUUACAGACGUUGAGAACAACUCUUGUGCGAGAGUCGUGCCAAGAGGCUGCCGGACAAGAACAAAGUGCAGCGUGCUUGCGUCCGCAGGAAGAUUCUGGCGUAGAACAACUAGCACCGGAACAUCCUACUACAGUCGACACGCCCGAUAUAACCAUUGGUGGUCAGGGUGAUCAAGAAAUGACUGCUAUUCCUGCCAUGUGCCCGAACAAGGCAAAUUGGCUAGCGUGGAUUCGCCAAAACUCAUUUUCGGGUUCUGAAGCAGGCAGUGAUUGUGACACGACGCAUCCCGCAACGCCUAGCACUUUCAAAGGGUUUGCUGCCAAUAGCUCCGACCUGGUUCCCACGCUUGAACAACAGAAAGCAGCAACAGAAGAAGCCUCUAAACGUUUGCAGCGCUCUCUUUCGGUCCGAAGAGGUAGUCGAGACAGUGCAUCAGGUAUUUCUACGGCUGCAGCAUCGCAACAUGGAGAGGCUCAGCAUGUAUGCAAAGAACAACACGAGCAAGCUCCACAAGAUCAAGAUGGCUUGCCGCGAAGGGAUAGCGAUCAUGGACAACAACAUGGAUUCUCUAGUUUCACGCAUUCUCGCUCAACCUCACCGACGCCUACGGCGCGCGUCGUCUCCUAUGAUAAAUUCCAUGUGAGUGAAAACAAUCUGUUCGUGAAGAUCCAGAAUCAAACAAACUCCGGCAGUCAAGCAAUGGGCAGCACAGAUGUGAAUCGACGGGCGGCUAUGUCAUGCGGAUCUCGAACACCCACAGCACCUGUUGUGCCUCCUUCAUCAGCAGCGACGUAUUCGUAUGUGUGUGUUACUAUUAAUUCGCCGCCCUUCAUCGCAGCAUCUGGCUCACCGGGCCCGCGGACCGAUCCAAGUAUCAUAAAACGCGCAGAAGCAGGUCGAGUACUGAACAAUUCGCCAACUCCUCUAUCUGGGUCACCACAGUACGAAGCCCCUAGUACCCAUCACUUCAUGCAAACGCCCAACCCUUCGGUGCCUUGUCACACGGCUACGCGAACUGCGAUGAACCAAAACCUAGGGUCCCUGCAGCGGAACAGCCAGGGUUCGUCCAACAGCAUCAAUUCCCUAGCAGCUAGCGUACACAGGCAGUACACAGGCAGCGCACAUUCGUCGAGCGACAAAACUGAUACAGCCGUUUCUGGACUUGGAGGGUCCACGACUAUGGCGGAACGACCAUCCGGGUUUGUGAGCGUUCCUGGUAGGGUGCCUUUACGUCCCGGUAAGCAAAUAAUCAGCCUCGCUACCCUCGUUUAA
This is a messenger RNA of Amoebophrya sp. A25, 1824 nucleotides long. NCBI's taxonomy places the organism in Eukaryota, Dinophyceae, Syndiniales, Amoebophryaceae. The record is from the annotation of a GenBank genome assembly.